ACUCCUCGUCUUUAUUCCUCCCUGCUCCUUCUGCCCGUGUGUUUUCGGAAAACAAAAAGGGGAUACGUUGGAAAACUCAUAUUCUCUCAGGCUGGAUUCACUCGUUUUCACCAAUGGAUGGAGUUUAUUCCCCAGCAAGCACAGUGACUUCUUAAAAACUUCACCCUCUGCUCCUGCUGCGGUCUUCAGGGUGAUGGAGCAGCGUGGGGGUGCAGAGAGCCCCGGCCUGCGGGACAGCGUCAGCCCCGAGGAGCGAGGGGAGAGCCCGGCCUCCAGCGGCGGACCCCCGCCCUGCAAGCUGAGCCGACCUGAGGUCAACGGGAGCCCGGCAGCUCUGAAAAGCCGGCAGAACGGGAACCCGCUGAGACCCCUGGGAGGGUUGAUGAUCCCGGUGUACUGUGUGGUGGAGCAUGCGGAUGUGGGUGCGACGGGGGAGUGCGAGGGACAUGGAGACCGUCACGCCGAGUUUGUGUUGGUGCAUAAGGACGUCCUCUUCACGCAGCUGGUGGAGACGGCGCUGUCCGCUCUGGGAUACUCGCACGGCUCAGCUGUACAGGCAAGUGGCAUCAUCAAAGUGGGCCGCUGGAAGCCGAUGCCCAUCCACUACCUGACGGACGCUCCGGAGGCAACGGUGGCCGACAUGCUGCUGGACGUUUACCACAUGGUCACACUGCGCAUCCUGCUGCACAGUUUCGCCCGCCUGGAGGAUCUUCCCUCAGAGCAGUGGAGCCACGCCACGGUGAGGAGUGCCCUGAAAGAGCUGCUGAGGGAGAGCAACCACAGCGCUCUUUCCAAGGAGUGUCCUCUCUCACAGAGUAUGAUCUCCGCGAUAGUGAACAGUUCCUACUACGUCAACGUCUCCACCUCUAAAUGCCAGGAGUUUGGACGCUGGUACAAGAGGUACAAGCGCAUCAAAGGUGAAUACAUUGAGAAGAUGUGGCAAGCCCAGGACAAAUCAGAUAUUAAAGUGGAGAGGGAUUUGGACCUGAGCAUCCUCACCCACCGUCCCCCGUCUCUCCUACCCUCCCCCACCCGUCUGCACAGCCCUGGCUCUCUGUCCGGUAAGAGCAACCUGGGCGACUCUCAGACCUCCACCCAGCCCCACUGUCUGCCUCACCCGGCCACCCAGCACCACCACGGGGCCCCGCUGCGUCCUCAGGGCCCGCAUCUCCUGAGCCACGGUGGCGGACUCCUGUCCCCCCAGCUUUCCCCUCAGCUGGUCCGGCAGCAGCUCGCCAUGGCGCACCUCAUCAACCAGCAGCUGGCCGUCAGCCGUCUGCUGGCGCACCAGCACCCGUCGGGAGUCAGCCAGCAGUUCCUGCACCACCCGCCCGUCUCACGCUCCUGCAAGGGCCCCGGGUCCGCCUCCGAACCCGGCCUCAACUGCUCGGGGGCUGAAGUCUCGUUCGGCAUCUACCAGCAUGUGAGGAACGAGCUGAAGAGGGCCAGCAUCUCUCAGGCGGUGUUCGCUCGCGUGGCUUUCAACCGCACACAGGGUCUGCUGUCAGAGAUCCUGCGUAAGGAGGAGGACCCCCGAUCGGCCUCUCAGUCGCUGCUCGUCAACCUGAAGGCCAUGCAGAACUUCCUGCACCUGCCCGAGGGCGAGCGAGACCGCAUCUACCAGGAGGAGAGAGAGAGGAGCACCAACUCCAACCACAACCUCCCCACCAACCACGUCUCCAACCCCAACACACACCGGCUCCCACAGACCAAGUGCGUCCUGUCUGCUGCAGAGCUGCCGCUGAAGCUCGACUCGCUGGCCAACAUCUCGUCAGGCAUCUACGACGAGAUCCAACAGGAGAUGAAGAGAGCGAAGGUCUCCCAGGCUCUGUUCGCCAAGGUGGCUGCCAACAAAAGUCAGGGCUGGCUGUGUGAGCUGCUCAGGUGGAAAGAGAGCCCGAGCCCAGAGAACCGCACCCUGUGGGAGAACCUGAGCACCAUCAGGAGGUUCCUGGCUUUACCGCUGGCCGACAGAGAUCAGGUCUACGAGGAGGAGUCCAGGCAGCAGCACAGCGACAGGCUGCACACCGUCCUGCACGUCCCAGAGCAGCAGACGCUCCACAGGCCGCCCCUGCCCCCUCUCACCUCUCCGUCUCCGGUUCAUGAGGACCCGCAGCCCCUCCCUCUGCUGGUCCUGCACAGCUCAGAGGACGGGUCUCAGAGUGGGAGAAGCCCCGGCCUCGGAGGUGGUGGUGGAGGACCAAAGAAGGCCCGGUCCCGGACGCGGAUCUCCCUGGAGGCUCUGGGCACCCUGCAGAGCUUCAUCGGGGAUGUGGGUCUGUACCCCGACCAGGAGGCCAUCCACACCCUCUCCGCACAGUUGGACCUCCCCAAACACACCAUCGUCAAGUUCUUCCAGAACCAGCGCUACAACAACAAGCACCACAACAACCAGGUCCGAGAGCCAGGCCCAGGGGAGGAGGACCGGGAGAGUUGCAGCCCCACCGAGGAGGGGGGCGUGUGCAUGGAGGAGAUCCGAGGGGAGGGUCUCUCUGCGUCUGAGGAGUCUGGAGAGGACGGGGGAGGAUCAGUGGAGGAGCCGAGAACAGAGGCAGAUGUGGAGAUGGAGAAGGAAGAAGGGGAUGAUGGGAAAGCGUCCGGGCCGGCGACAUCCACACUGUCCCCCUACAGCAGCCUGGACAGCCCCCCCUCUGCAGAGCAGCAGAGAUAACAGACUGUGAAGCCCACACACAGAUUGCCUGUGGAUAAACACACACUCAUCACCUUUACAGAGCUGAGGAUCAGAGCUCGAUAAUAUCUGAGGAGGAUAACAUAUUUAAUAAUGUCGGACUGAGAAGGGAUCAAAGACACUUCCAGUAUUUUUCUUUAUCGCUGCGUGAGGACGAGAUUUGAAACUCUGCUGAAACACUUUUCUAAGUUGGGUUCUUGAAUCUUAAAUCUUCUUAAAGGUGGUUUUCAAACUCUUCCUGCAGCACAAUCCUCUCCUCGCUCUGUCAGAGAUUUAUUAAGCACAAAGCUUCUGUACAGUUAUGGUGUGAAUAUAGUAACAGGGAGGCUGGUAUUAGAAUAUAAUAAUGAACGGAUGCUGAGAAGGGGAUUUUGCUGCAGUUUGAAUCUUCAGCCACUCUUUGAGCUCACCAGGAGUUUCAUGUUUAUUUAUGUAUGUUUAUGUCUUCUUGACGUACAUUAAGGAGGCCUUCACUGUGGGGAGUAGGAGUCCAUUAAAUGAAUCUUAUUAACAAGAUAAAGUAAAUAGCUUCUGACCACAAAGGCGGUAAGUGAGGUAUUUAGCCCGGCAAGAAUGUGUCUAAAAGUCCAAUUUAAGGGGAGAUUUUAGUCUUAAUGUGGCCCUUAAGCUCCACUGAUGCCAAAGCUAACCUACGAACCUCACAGGUGAACAUUUUCUGGUCAGAUAUUAGAAAUAGAUACGAGUUAAGUCACCUAAAGAAGCUGAAGUCAUGUAUUGGGACCCAGAUUAAACGUACUGACCGUGUGCAGUAGUACCUUGAUUAAAUAUAUAAAUCUGCUUUAUCAAAUGAGCUCUUUGUGAAACUCUCUACCCUCCUAUUAAUAUUUAUUGCUAACUUUAUAUUUACUUAAAUCUGAGUAUUAUUGUAAUUACAUUUAUUAGUUUCUGUGUAAAUGUGACCAACAAGAGAGAAGAGACUUGGAAACCUUUUUUUUUUUGGACAUUUAUGUACAUUAUGAUGUAAAUGUUGACAAUGGAUCAGAUGUGGGAAGCAACCACUGUCACUGACACUGUUUAGUGUAAAUGUGCCACAGAGGAACAGGGUAUGGAAACUCAUGAUCAGCCUCUCAGUUUGGCAAUCAUCUCCGUCCUGACCGGAGCUCAAGGAGUCUCUGAUCUGUUUCCACUUCGAUGUUUAAUCAUUGUUUGAUUCUGUUGUGGGCGGGACAUGAAAUUCUGAUAAAACUUUUAGAAAAUG
Messenger RNA from Eleginops maclovinus (Patagonian blennie), 3908 nucleotides. Its product is annotated as DNA-binding protein SATB2-like. NCBI's taxonomy places the organism in Eukaryota, Metazoa, Chordata, Actinopteri, Perciformes, Eleginopidae. The transcript is spliced from 12 exons. Gene Ontology annotation, molecular function: RNA polymerase II cis-regulatory region sequence-specific DNA binding; DNA-binding transcription factor activity, RNA polymerase II-specific. The record is from RefSeq and is a predicted model, not a curated record. Gene Ontology annotation, biological process: chromatin remodeling; regulation of transcription by RNA polymerase II. The coding region runs from base 194 to 2671 and encodes 825 amino acids.